AGAUUCUCAGGUUGAUACACUGCUCCCUCCCACAACCCUGACAUGUAUAUAAACUCUGAGCUCUCCAAAGCCCACUGCCAGUUCUCUUCGUGGACUAACUGCAAUGGAGAGACUAAAAAUGAUUCUUUCCUUACCCAUAUUUUCUCUCUUCCUGCUCUUUGUUGUUAACCCUGCAGACACCAACGGUUAUUAUGACAAAGUUUUGGCUCACAGCCGAAUCAGGGGCCGGGAUCAGGGCCCAAAUGUCUGCGCCCUUCAACAGAUUUUAGGCACAAAAAAGAAAUACUUCAGCUCUUGUAAGAACUGGUAUCAAGGUGCCAUCUGUGGAAAGAAAACGACAGUGUUAUAUGAAUGUUGCCCUGGUUACAUGAGAAUGGAAGGAAUGAAAGGCUGCCCAGCAGUUAUGCCUAUUGACCAUGUUUAUGGCACACUGGGCAUAGUAGGAGCCACCACCACCCAGCACUAUUCUGAUGUCUCAAGACUAAGAGAAGAGAUCGAAGGAAAAGGAUCAUUCACUUACUUCGCACCGAGUAAUGAGGCUUGGGACAACUUGGAUCCUGAUAUCCGUAGAGGUUUGGAGAACAAUGUAAAUGUUGAAUUGUUGAAUGCUUUGCAUAGCCACAUGGUUAAUAAGAGGAUGUUGACCAAGGACUUAAAAAAUGGCAUGGUUAUCCCUUCAAUGUACAACAACUUGGGGCUUUUCAUUAACCAUUAUCCUAAUGGGGUUGUCACCGUUAACUGUGCUCGAAUCAUCCAUGGGAACCAGAUUGCCACAAAUGGUGUUGUACAUGUCAUUGACCGUGUCCUUACACAAAUUGGUACUUCAAUUCAAGACUUCAUUGAAGCAGAAGAUGACCUUUCAUCUUUUAGAGCAGCUGCCAUUACAUCUGACUUACUAGAGGCCCUUGGAAGAGAUGGUCACUUCACCCUCUUUGCUCCUACCAAUGAGGCUUUUGAGAAACUCCCACGAGGUGUCCUAGAAAGGAUCAUGGGAGACAAAGUGGCUUUUGAAGCUCUCAUGAAGUACCACAUUUUGAAUACCCUCCAAUGUUCUGAGGCCAUUACGGGAGGAGCUGUGUUUGAGACCAUGGAAGGAAAUACAAUUGAGAUAGGAUGUGAAGGAGACAGCAUAACAAUAAAUGGAGUCAAAAUGGUGAACAAAAAAGAUAUUGUAACAAAUAAUGGUGUGAUUCAUUUGAUUGAUGAGGUCCUCAUUCCUGAUUCUGCCAAACAAGUUAUUGAGCUGGCCGGAAAACAGCAAACCACUUUCACAGACCUUGUGGCCCAAUUAGGCUUGGCAUCCUCUCUGAAGCCAGAUGGAGAGUACACUUUGUUGGCACCUGUGAACAAUGCCUUUUCUGAUGACACUCUGAGCAUGGAUCAACGCCUUCUUAAAUUAAUUCUGCAGAAUCACAUAUUGAAAGUAAAAGUUGGCCUUAAUGAGCUUUACAAUGGACAGAUACUCGAGACCAUUGGAGGCAAACAACUCAGAGUCUUUGUGUAUCGCACAGCUGUCUGCAUUGAAAAUUCUUGCAUGGUGAGAGGAAGCAAGCAAGGAAGAAAUGGUGCCAUUCACAUAUUCCGAGAGAUCAUCCAGCCUGCAGAGAAAUCCCUCCAUGAAAAACUAAAGCAAGAUAAACGCUUUAGCAUCUUCCUCAGCCUACUUGAAGCUGCAGACUUGAGAGAUCUCCUGACACAACCUGGAGAUUGGACCUUAUUUGCUCCAACCAACGAAGCCUUCAAAGGAAUGACUAAUGAAGAAAAGGAAAUUCUGAUCAGGGACAAAAAUGCUCUUCAAAACAUCAUCCUUUACCACUUGACCCCAGGAGUUUUCAUUGGAAAGGGAUUUGAACCUGGCGUUACUAACAUUCUGAAGACCACACAAGGAAGCAAAAUCUAUGUGAAAGGAGUAAAUGAUACCCUUCUGGUGAAUGAAUUGAAAUCCAAAGAAUCUGACAUAAUGACAACAAAUGGUGUCAUUCAUGUUGUAGAUAAACUCCUCUACCCAGCAGACACACCUGUUGGAAAUGAUCAGCUUCUGGGAAUCCUUAAUAAACUGAUCAAAUACAUCCAAAUUAAGUUUGUUCGUGGCAGCACCUUCAAAGAAAUCCCCAUGACUGUCUAUACAACUAAAAUUAUAACCAAAGUUGUGGAACCAAAAAUUAAAGUGAUUCAAGGCAGUCUUCAGCCUAUUAUCAAAACUGAAGGACCUGCAAUGACAAAGAUCCACGUUGAAGGUGAACCUGAAUUCAGAGUGCUUAAAGAAGGUGAAACCAUAACUGAAGUCAUCCAUGGAGAGCCAGUUAUUAAAACGUACACCAAAAUAAUUGAUGGAGUGCCUGUGGAAAUAACUGAAAAACAGACCCGUGAAGAAAGAAUAAUUACAGGUCCUGAAAUAAAAUACACUAGGAUUUCUACUGGAGGUGGAGAAACAGUGGAAGCUCURAAUAAAUUGUUGCAAGAAGAUACACCUGUGAGAAAGUUACAAGCCAACAAAAGAGUUCAAGGGUCUAGAAGACGAUCGAGAGAAGGUCGUUCUCAAUGAAAAUCUAAAAGCUAAUCAAUACAUAUAGAACCCUAAGUCAACAACCUGAACUUAAAAGGAAGACUAUGAGAGCCAAUUUAACUUCGGGAACUAAAACAUCAGCACAAGACAAAUCAUGGAACAAUUCUGAACACACGUUGAAUUCUUUUAUUGUUUUGUUUUGUUUUCUAAAUGAAAAACUUGAGAAAAAUGGUGGGAUUAGCCUCCUGUGGGAUAGGAACUGAAGGAAUAUAGUACCUUAUACGCUUUUUUAUCCUGAAAUUAAGAGUUCUGACUAAAGUGGGAAUCCAUGAAAGAAAAUCCUUGUCACUAGAUUCAUUGUGACUCAAAUCUAAGAGUGGUGAGCUGUUAUCUCAUUGAGAAGAUUGAUCGUUGAAUGUACCUAAUGGUUAAAUCGAAAGCAUGCAAACAGUUACCUCUCCAUGGGAAGCUAAGUUAUAAAAAUGGGUGCUUAGAUAUCACAAACAAACAAACGAAAAUACUUUUACUUCCAAAGGCUUUACACAUUUCUAAUAAUGUAGGUUUACUGGUAAAUUAUGUUAUUUUUACAACUAAUUUUGUACUCUUGAAAUGUUGUCAUAUGCUUCUUGCAAUACAUAUUUUUUAUCUCAAACAUUUCAAUAAAACAAUUUUUUUUCAGGUAUAAAGAGAAUUACUUCAGUUUGGGUAAUUCAGAAAACUCAAGGUAUAAGUUAAAAAUCAGUUUGGACUUGGGAACAAAACUUUAUACCUCUUUUAUUGUUAACAAUUACUCAAUAAAGGAAAUUGAAUGAAAU
Urocitellus parryii (Arctic ground squirrel) is the source of this 3321-nucleotide messenger RNA. It is a transcript of the gene Postn, whose product is annotated as periostin. Gene Ontology annotation, cellular component: extracellular matrix. The record is from RefSeq and is a predicted model, not a curated record. Gene Ontology annotation, biological process: cell adhesion; extracellular matrix organization. NCBI's taxonomy places the organism in Eukaryota, Metazoa, Chordata, Mammalia, Rodentia, Sciuridae. Gene Ontology annotation, molecular function: cell adhesion molecule binding.